AUGGGUAACAUUGAAGAUUCUAAAUCCUAUGGCGACGCCGCCGAGGUCGAGCGCGAGGCGGCCGUCACCAAAGAGGAGCAUGCCUACGACCUUGACGAGAAGGCGAAAGUCGCCGACUACAAGGCGGACGCAAUGGAGGCAGAGGACGCGGAGCACAGGAUGGGCGUGCUGGAGGCUGUUCGAGCGUACCCCAUGGCUUCGUUCUGGGCGUUUGUCAUGUCCUGCACUAUUAUUAUGGAGUCGUACGAUGUCUUCCUGAUCGGCAACUUCAUCGCCCUACCCGCGUUCGCGAACAAAUAUGGUGUAUACCACGCCGCAAGCGACAAAUUCGUCAUCGAGACCAAGUGGCAGUCUGCGCUUCAAGUGUCCGGCCAGCUCGGCGCGCUGAUCGGCGUCUUCAUCGCUGGUCCUCUCACCAGCCGUAUCGGGUACCGCUACGCAACAUUGACCGGCCUCAUGCUCUUGAACGCCUUCAUCUUCACCUUUUACUUUGCCAACUCGCUUCCCGUCAUCUUCGUGGCCCAGCUUCUCGAGGGCUUGCCAUGGGGCAUCUUCAUUGCCAACGCGCCGGCGUACUGCAGUGAGAUCGUGCCAAUUGCGCUGCGAGCCCCUGCCACCCAGAUGCUGCAGAUGUUCUGGGCCAUUGGCAGUAUCAUCGUUGGUGCCGUCACUUACCAUUACAACACCAGCCUCCACGCAGACGCCUACAAGAUUCCCAUUGCGCUCCAAUGGAUGUUCCCUACCCCCCUUGCUAUCCUCAUCUUUUGUGCGCCCGAGUCGCCCUGGUGGCUGGUUCGAAAGGGACGUCUGGAAGACGCAGCACAUGCCGUCAGUCGCCUUGGACGCAAGUCGACGACCAAGCCUACUGAGACUGUCGCCAUGAUGCGCCGUGUCAUUGAGCUCGAGAAGUCCACCAAGGAGCCCAACCACUUGGAACUGUUCAAAGGCACUGACCUCUACCGAACCCUCAUUGUGUGCUGUGUGUACUUGGCACAGAACCUGACGGGUAACCUCAUCGCUAACCAGGCCGUCUACUUCUUCGAGCAGGCUGGCGUGUCAACGAAUACUGCCUUCGCCCUCGGUCUCAUCACCUCGGCUCUGCAGAUGAUCUUCGUUAUGCUCUCUUGGAUCCUCACCACAUACCUCGGCCGACGUACCAUCUAUCUCUGGGGCUCGGCCUUCAACGUUGCCCUACUUGUCGCCCUUGGUGUUGCAGGCUCUGUUGGAACGUCGAAUUCAGCCUCUCUGGCAAUGGCAUCCUUGGGUCUCAUCGUCUCCGUCCUGUUCACCUUGGGACCUGCGCCCGCUUCGUGGGUCAUUAUUGGAGAAACAUCGUCCAUCCGCCUUAGGCCACUGACGACUGGAGUGGGCCGCGCUUCGUACUACAUCGUUGAGAUUCCUUGCAUCUUCCUAGGAAGUUAUAUGCUCAACCCGACGGGUGGAAACCUCGGCGGCAAGUGCGGCUACGUUUGGGGUGCUACUGGUACGGUUUGCUUGGUCAUGGCCUACUUCUUCUUGCCUGAGAUGAAGGGCCGAUCCUACCGCGAGAUUGAUAUCUUGUUCAAGCGUCGUGUCCCGGCUCGCGAGUGGACGAAGACGGAUGUCGGUGUGGAGGACGACGAGUAGAUGCCGUUAGGAAGGCAGUAGUAGGACGUGAC
Ilyonectria robusta is the source of this 1658-nucleotide messenger RNA. RefSeq names its product alpha-glucosides permease MPH2/3. Gene Ontology annotation, molecular function: carbohydrate:proton symporter activity. NCBI's taxonomy places the organism in Eukaryota, Fungi, Ascomycota, Sordariomycetes, Hypocreales, Nectriaceae. Gene Ontology annotation, biological process: transmembrane transport; carbohydrate transport. Gene Ontology annotation, cellular component: membrane. The record is from RefSeq and is a predicted model, not a curated record. Bases 1 to 1626 code for a protein of 541 amino acids. The transcript has 5 exons.